Messenger RNA from Fulvia fulva, 2544 nucleotides. RefSeq lists its product as uncharacterized. Lineage: Eukaryota; Fungi; Ascomycota; Dothideomycetes; Mycosphaerellales; Mycosphaerellaceae. The transcript has 2 exons. The record is from RefSeq and is a predicted model, not a curated record. The coding region runs from base 1 to 2544 and encodes 847 amino acids.
AUGGCGCCAGCGGUCGCUCCACCCACGACGCGGCUCGACCCCAUCAGUAUCACCGUUUACUAUGCAGCCGACAAGCAGUCCAACACUGCCAUCGCCUACCGCACCGAGGACCUCGAGCGUCAGCGCCGUGAGCCUGCGUAUGUGCCUGACUGCUUCGAUAUCACGACCCCAAAAAAGGAGAGCGUCGAUCCCGCGCAGGACUUUGAGGAAGCAAGCCUCAAGAGACAGCUGUGCGACUUCCUGGGCUAUCAAGAGCACCAUGAGCCAACCAAGGCGCCAAAGCUGCACGCACACUCUGUUGCGCCACGAAACUACGGCUAUGCGCCCGCUCAACGCCCUCCUCCGGCACCACCAGCAGCGCAUAUGCGCCACCACAACCCCGAGCUUACACCAGCAUUUGCUGAAGCUGCUAAGCAGCAAGCGACCUGUCUGCCUCAGGCAUUCAACAACGACCGUUAUCGCAACACCGCGACAUCUCUCGCGCCACCAAACCCUGCCAUGGUAACGAGACAGCUCCAGCCCCCUUCUACUGACGGCCACGCGCAGAGCAAUGGUCAAAUCCUGGCAAAUUACUAUGCACGUCAGCGCCCUGUCUCCGAGUCGGCGUAUUCUGCGGCUACUAAGGCAGCACACGAAGCUCGACAGGCCAGCCAAAUCACAAACCACGGUGGAUGGUCGAUCCAGGGUAAUGCCCGAGCAUCUCGAUUCCAACCCACACCACAGCCGCCGCUGGCGAGUCCUAACAUGGCUCCGUAUGCGAUGGGCGGCAAUAACUUCGCACUUCAUCGCUCGCCAUCACUGGCCGCCGUGCAGCAGCAUAACACCCUGACACGACCACAGAAUACGUCAGCACCGAUGGGAACAUAUCCCAUGAGCGGCAAUAUUCUCACACCUCAUCGCUCACCAUCACUGGCCGCCGUGCAGCAGCAUAACAUCCAAACACGGCCACAGAGUACGUCAGCACCGAUGGGACCAUAUCCAAUGAGCGGAAAUACUUUCACACCUCAUCGCUCACCAUCACUGGCCGCCGUGCAGCAGCAUAAUAUCCAAGCACGGCCACAGAGCACGUCAGCACCGAUGGGACCAUAUCCAAUGAGCGGCAAUGCUUUUGCACCCCAACUCUCGCCAUCAAUGGCCGCUAUGCAGCAAUACAGCGCCCAGACACGACCUCAGAGCAUCACACCACCGAAGGGAGUGAACUCUAUGGGCGGCAGUAAUUUCGCACCCCAUCGUUCGCCAUCAAUGGCCACCGUACAGCAGCAUAGCGCCCAGACGCCACCUCAGAGUAUCACUUCGUCGAAGGGAUUGAAUUCGACGGGCAGUGGUUCAUGGUCAUCUCAUCCACGACUAGCAACGACUCCAGUGCUCACCCCUAGUCCAGGAGCAAACGCCUCUCCGCGAGCAGGUGCUUCUCCGCUGGGAGGUAAUACUACGCAAUGGCGCGGCGCUCAAAUGCCACCUCGACGUAUCGACAGCCCACAGCAGUCGUGGCUACACAAUGCCUCUGCUCAAGCCAUGCAACCGCAUGCUUGGGCAAAGCCGCCCUUAAGCCCGCCAAAGCCGGGGCAAAGUCAACCUAUUCAUGUGAGCGCCGAUGGGCGAUACUACUUGCCUGAUUCCACCGAGCGUAGGUUCCUUCAGCCUGUCGAACCAGGUCAUGCCGAGAGAACGCCUGAUCAGUAUCAACAAGCACAGCGACAGUUGCAGCAACGACAAGAGUCAACAGAGAAUUGGCGUAAGAAGCAGCAAGAGAUGGCUCAAAUGGCUGCAAAUAUGCAGGCCAAGAUUCUGGCACAAGACGAUACACUGUACAGGCAAGCCAACAGCCUGAACUCCCAGCCCAGACGUCAGAUCUCGGACGGGAAGAUGUCAGUCUCAGCCUUGGCCAGACAGUACAACGUUGAUGUGAAUGCUACUGCUUCCGCGAGGCCACCAUUACCAGCUUCUUCUGACCCUGGAGGUCAUCGAGUGGUGGUGCAAGGGCGGCGCCACUACGCUGCUCCUGAGGUGAUGCAUCGUCGAGCGCCCAGUGGGGAUGCACCGGCCCCAUCCCAGAAGCAGGCGCAAGGGCAGCGCCAUUACACUGCUCCUGAGGUGGUACAUGGUCGAGCGCCUAGUGGGAAUGCAACGACUCCAUCUCAGCAGCAAGCGACACAACCUCCCUACUCGACGCCAGCCUCGGGUGCCAUCCGCAACGGGUCUUUUCGAGAUGCUUAUCUAAACGAGUUACUUCCACCGGCUCAAAGCCAUGGCCAGGAGGUCCAGGUUUUCAUUGGUCUUUCGGAAACUCAAAUAUUGCUGUUGCUUCGUCUCCUCCCUGAAGUUCAAGUUCAGAUAAAGAGCAUGGCUCCUGCGGACCGGCGGCGCUGGUUGCAGCAAUUCUACGCCAUACAUCAAGCCAAAAUCGACCCGAUGGUACAGCUUCCACCAAACGGCAGUCAGCCACGGCAGCAACAGUCAGUACAGCUGCCGCUGAAUAAUGGCCAGCCACGGCAACAACCGACGGUCCCCGCCCGUGAGCAACCGCCGAGUCCGACUAUUUGA